AUGGCAACCACACUUUCGGGAAAUGCAAAUGAAUCCAGUAGUAGUGGUCGUUUAAACAAUAGACAAAGUAUAGUCAAAAGAUUAUCCAUAAAAAGUAUAAUUCAAAAUCUCAUGAAAAGUGAAGAGACGAAGGCCAUUAAUCAAAUAGAAGAAAAGCUUAAACUUGCGAAAGAAAAGAUUUCCGAGGAUGAUUUAGAUUUAGAUAUUGUAGAAAUAGAUUUACCACCCAUUAAAGCUAAAAAACGGGAGAAAGUUCUUGAAGCUAUUCACAACAUUUUCCAAAUUGAAAGGAUUGAUGAUAAACUGUUCAUUAAAUUUAAUGGUGGAAUGAAAGAAGACAUACAUCUCGCAUUGAAUGAUUCGCUUCGUCAACAACUUCCAGGUUGGUGGGUGCGGAAUGAUGUGGCAUCGGUUGUUAAUCAUAACGAAUUUAGACCUGACGUAGGGGGAUGGAACACGCAACCAACGCGCCAGCAAAGGAUUGCACCUAUUAUUAAUUCAUCUCCACCUCCUUUAUUAUGGAUCGAGGUGACAUUCAACAAGACUAAUGAUCGUGAUAACGCAUUAAAUAAGAUUUCAUAUGUUCAACCAUAUUGUCUAAACACCGAAUUUGUAUUGAUUUCUAUUCCUUUUGUAACGUCACCCUUUCAAACAAAUCCAAAUCCUGGCGUUGACUCAGUUGUAGCUACGGCACCAAGGGCAAAUCGUCCCUCAAGAGCGCCCUAUCUUGGUCAUUGGGCCGUAGGCGCGGGUUUUAAUGCAGUGCAAUGGUACAAAAUGCAAUGGAACGAACAUAUUAUUCUUGGCUGUGGGGCUAUUCGUACAUCAACUGGCGUCCAUAUCUUAAUUGCACAAGCCUUCAUCUCUAACCCAGAAAAUAAGCCUUACGUUAACCACAUUAACGGCAUCAAACACGAUAAUCGGGCUGUUAAUUUAGAAUGGGUAACUCCUAAGGAGAAUGCAGAACGUAAAAUAUUUCCGAAUCGUGGUCAUGGUAGUUCUAGGCGUAUCGUGCAAAAAACAUUAGAUGGAAAUGUUAUUCGGAUUUGGAAUUCUAUUCGCCUUGCUGGUAAUACUCUUAAAGUUCUUGAAAAUAAAAUUUCGGAAUGUUGUAACAGAAAACGAGAUACUCUGGCGGUUGAACCAGAUUCCAAUGAAGAAUGGAAAGAAAUAGAGAUUGAUUCGCGAAAGUUUAGAGUUUCAUCCUUAGGCAGAAUUCAGCUUCCAAAUGGCGUAAUCACCCAGGGAUCUUUGUAUGCUGGCUAUUACCGAAUUGGUCAUGUUCACAAAUAUCGUGUUCAUCGUUUGGUGGCUUUAGCGUUCUGUCCAAAAGAAGAAGGCAAAGAAUUUGUAAACCACAUUGAUGGCGAUUCCACCAAUAACAAAGCAUCUAAUCUCGAAUGGUGUACACCAAAAGACAAUUUACAACAUGCAGUGCGUCUCAGGCCUCAGGAUGGUUGGAUGCGUCAACGUGCUGUCAAGCAGAUUUUUGAUGAUGGGUCUUUUCGAGAAUUUCCAUCCUUAAUUGAAGCACAACGCAUAACUGGGAUUGAUCAAUCAAGUAUCUCGAAGGUUUGCGGAGGAUAUCGAACUUAUACUGGCAGAUAUCAUUGGGAAUAUGUAAAUACAUGA
Molecule: messenger RNA, 1632 nt
Organism: Dentiscutata heterogama
Lineage: Eukaryota; Fungi; Glomeromycota; Glomeromycetes; Diversisporales; Gigasporaceae
Source: the annotation of a GenBank genome assembly